CUGCCAUUUAAAGCGGAGAAAGGUACUAAAUUAGUUCCUUGUUAAGUUCAGUUAUUGUAUUUUUCAUCGAUAUGUUUUUAAAAUGCUAUUCUUUAGUGUUUUGUUCUUGUGUUUCUCUUGUUUAACCUGAGGAGUUAAUGUUUUGUUUUGCUAACAACAUGGCACGAGAAUAUGACCAUUUAUUUAAAUUAUUGAUUAUUGGUGAUAGCGGUGUUGGGAAAAGUUCCCUUUUACUUCGGUUUGCUGAUAACACAUUUACUGGAAAUUAUAUUACUACUAUUGGAGUUGAUUUCAAGAUUCGUACUAUUGAAUUAAAUGGUGAAAGAGUCAAGCUCCAGAUAUGGGAUACUGCAGGACAGGAACGAUUUCGAACAAUCACCUCAACUUAUUAUCGAGGCACUCAUGGUGUGAUAGUAGUUUAUGAUGUUACCAGUGGAGAAUCGUUUGCUAAUGUAAAAAGAUGGCUUCAUGAAAUCGAACAAAAUUGCGAAGUAGUAAAUCGCGUUCUUGUUGGAAAUAAAAAUGAUGCUCCAGAUAGUAAAGUUGUUUUAACAGAAGAUGCUCAAAGAUUUGCUGAUCAAAUGUCUAUUCAGCUCUUUGAAACAAGUGCUAAGGAAAAUGUUAAUGUUGAAGAGAUGUUUUUGGCGAUAACCAAGCAGGUGUUACGAUCAAAAAAAGAAAGGAAGGAAAGGCAGGGUAUUCCAAACAGUGACACUGUAAAUUUAAGAAAACCAAACAAAAGCAAAAGGAAAUUCUGUUAGCGAAAUGCUUAAACAUUUCAUAGAACAUUCCAUUACGUGCAUACUAGGAUGAUCUGUGACUUUUGUGCCAUAUCUAAAAAAAAUUGGUCCAAUUUAGAAAAGCAGUAGACAACAGAUGAACGGAUUUCUUUUAUUUUGUUCUAUUUUUG
Molecule: messenger RNA, 910 nt
Organism: Nezara viridula (southern green stink bug)
Lineage: Eukaryota; Metazoa; Arthropoda; Insecta; Hemiptera; Pentatomidae
Source: the annotation of a GenBank genome assembly